Molecule: messenger RNA, 1815 nt
Organism: Thelazia callipaeda (thelaziosis nematode)
Lineage: Eukaryota; Metazoa; Nematoda; Chromadorea; Rhabditida; Thelaziidae
Source: the annotation of a GenBank genome assembly
AUGGAUACCUUUACACGACAACUAAAAGAAGAGUAUGAAAAACGUCUUCAUGAAUUGAGAAGAUCGCUACAUGGUGAAAAAGAAAGAUAUCGACAACUUGGUUUUCAAUACAAGCAAGUUGUAACACAGCUGAAAAAAGUUCAGAGAGACAACAGAGGUAUGGAAAAUCAACUGAAAGCUUUGAGAAAGUGUGCAUCGUGCUCUCAUCUUGAUCAACGAAGCAAAAGUUACAAUGCUUUGAAUGAACUUUUACGAGGAUCUGCAGCUGCUUUGCAACCAGAAGACAUAGUAUCUGGUGGCUCCUUCAAUAGAGAUAAUGAAUUAAAAGCUGCAAAAUUGGCGAAUAGUAAUCUUCAACAAUGUGUAGAUAAAUUGCAAAGUGCACUGAGAGAAAAAAGUCGUGAAGUUGCUCUCAAAGAAAAAUAUUACAAUGAAGCAAUUUUGGAACGUGAAGCACAAAUAACUCAACUUCAAAACGAGCUCUCAGCGCAGCAGACAAAAGGUCAUACUUCACAAUCUAUGGCUCAACAACAUGCACAAAUGAAACUAGAUAUGUUACUUAAGGAAAGGAACGAACUGUUAGAUCGAAUAACCCGCUUGGAAGAAGCGAAUCAAAAUAUUAUGCAUAAUGAUUUUCAAAACGAACAGCAUGAAGAAAGAAAUUUAAUACCAUCUGAAAAAGAUGGUAAGGAGUACUGUGAGUACUGUCGAAAUCGAAAGCAAAGUUGGAAUAGAAUGCUUAAUGCAGAGCAAAGUUUAAAUUAUUAUUUGGAAAAAGAUAAGGAUAAUAUAGGUUGUUCUCCUCAAGAAAUUGUUUUAAGGGACAGAAUUCAGGAGCUUUCUUAUUCUUUGAAAAUGGAAAGAGAGCGGAAUAAAGAAAUGGAGAAUACGCUAAAAGCUGAAAAUAAUAAGUUGCGAAAUGACUAUCAGAAGUUAUAUGGACAGUAUGAGUCUUUGACAUUAGAAUUGAGCAAAAGAGAAUCAGCACGCGUGUUGGAAAGUAAUGUGGUACACUUUGAGAGACAGUUAAAGAAUUUGACCAAACAAAACGAAAUAUCGCUACAAAAAUGUGCUGACUUGGAACGUGCAAAAAAUUUGAUUUUGCAAGAAAAGUUAGAGCAGUUAAAAAUCAACGAAAUAUUGCGUAAAAGACUGACUCGUUUGGAAGAAGAUCAGAAGGAAAAAAACAAAAACUAUGAUAUGCAAAUUGAAGUGUAUCAAGAGCUAAUAAAACAAAAGGAUCAAGAGCGUGGAGCACUUAUUGCUGAACUGUAUGCUGCGGCUCAUCCAAAAACUAUUCAUAAUUCGUUAAAAGAAUUAGGAGAUGAUAAUGCAAAUGCGAUGGAACAUCGUAAAUUGUUGAAACAGCUGCAGGAGAUCAAUUUUGAAAAAGAUAAGAUGGCUAAUAAAAUUACUAAUUUGGAAUUAGAGUGUCAGUCCAAAGCAGAUCAGUUACGAGCCAAAUCAAAAGAGGUUGAAACUGAGAUUGUUUUGAAAAAAUCGCUUCAUGAUGAUCUUUCCAAAGCGCGAACUAUGUUGUUAGAUAAGGAAUCAGAAAUACACGACUUGAAUAAUGGAUUGAAAAUUGCUGAGGUGAAAAUGAUGAAGCUUGAAACAGAGCUUGCGAAUGCAAUAGAUCGUUUACAAGUCGAACGAACUAUUGGUACUUCAUUAAGGGCAACUUUAGAAGAACUAGAAAAUCUGUUGCGAGAAAAAAAUGCAGCGCUUUUCGCUGCAUCACAGGACCGACAACACUGCACAUCGGAAAUUCAGAAAAUGAAAGAAUUAAAAUAUGACAUGCAAACCAAACUGUAA